Molecule: messenger RNA, 1902 nt
Organism: Ylistrum balloti
Lineage: Eukaryota; Metazoa; Mollusca; Bivalvia; Pectinida; Pectinidae
Product: endonuclease V-like
Exons: 8
Coding region: 226-1161 (311 amino acids)
Biological process (GO): DNA repair
Cellular component (GO): cytoplasm; nucleolus
Molecular function (GO): RNA endonuclease activity producing 5'-phosphomonoesters, hydrolytic mechanism; single-stranded RNA binding
Source: RefSeq, a predicted model, not a curated record
CUGACAAUUUCGUCAGUCACCUUAUUCAGUUAUACACUUAUUUGUAUGAUAAAAGGCAUAUAUUCUAGCACAGAUAUUUUCAGGCGAUACUACAAUUAAAUACCUUCCUUUGCCUUGAUGAACGUGAACGGUUUCAGAAUAAGCUUUCGACUAAGACCCAAAGUCGUGCCCAACAACCACUUAACAACUGGCGCUGACUUUAAUAGGUCCUAGUUUAUAAGAUAUAUGUUAAUUAUGUAUCGGCGCUAUUUAGAGAUACUUAAGUCUUACAUCUUCGGUGACACUGAAUCGACAGAUGACAGUAAAGAAACGAAGAAUGAAGUUGAAGAAUCCCAACGUUGCGAGAAUACUGAACUGAAAUCGGAAACAAUUCCGGACGAGGUCCGAGCGAAAUGGGAGAGUGAACAGCAGAGGUUAAAGACCAAUGUGAUUGACUCUGAUGCAGAUGUGGUAAAGGAGAUUCGACAAUCUUCAGGACAACCUGGCAAGGGUGACAUGCGUCAGUUUUAUCUUGGAGGUGUUGACAUUUCAUUUGUAAAGGGAGAUAAUGUGAACGCUUGUGCUGCUUUAGUAGUGGUCAGCUUUCCUAGUCUAGAGGUAGUCUAUGAAGAUUAUGAAAUGAUCAAAUUGACAGCUCCAUAUGUGUCAGGUUUCCUUGCCUUCAGAGAGGUAGAUUUUAUUGUAGCCUUAUAUCGUAAAGUCCAGAAGAAUGAUCCUGAACACACACCAGAUAUUAUACUUGUGGAUGGUAAUGGGAUCCUGCAUCAUCGACAGUUUGGCCUGGCUUGUCACCUAGGAGUUCUAUUGGACAUUCCCUGUAUAGGGGUAGCCAAAAAGUUGUGUCAGGUAGAUGGUCUUGAGAAGGAUGCAGACCAUACAACAAAGAUUAAAGAACUGAAAAAGGGCGGUGAUAUGUUCCAACUGAUUGGUGACUCUGGGAGAUGUCUGGGAAUGACUCUCAGGAGCCACGACACGAGUACCAACCCCAUCUAUGUCUCAACAGGACAUCGGAUCUCCCUUGACUCCGCCACUUGGCUGGUCCACCAGUGCUGUAGAUACCGAGUUCCAGAACCUGUCCGACUGGCAGAUGUCAACUCUAGGGAGUACCUGAGAAACAAUUUCAAACCGGACAAAUUAGCAGAUCCAGCUGAUGAUGUUUGAAAAAUAUGUUUAUCUUUUGAAUAAUUCAUUGAUUUAUCACUGUUUUAAAUGUCAGAAUAGAAAAUCAUGUAUGUUGUAGUAAGAGAAAUCCUUCUGAACAUUAUGUUAAUGACAUUUAAACUUCUAGCAACGGUAUUUUGACACCCAAAAGAAAGUUCACACAAAAAAUUGUUUAUUUUAAUAAUUCCAUAUGUAAAAUAGAAUUUUUCAAAAAUGUCUGAAUUUUUCCAAAUUGAAUGCAGGCUAGCAGGAAUUGAAGUUUUCCUGUUAGUGUGUUGUGUAUCAAUAAUAGUACUUUGGUGCCUUAGCAGAUAUCAUGUGUUUUUGUUACAUAUAUACAGGGUACAUGUGUUGAUACCAUUCAAUUACACAUUGCACCAUUUUUGACUUGUGCAGUGUAUCACAAUUUAGACUACGAAUAUGUCAGCAAUUUUUUACUUUCACUUUGUACCAUGAAAAGGCACAAGAUUUUUACAUUUGAUUAUUGAAGAUAUUUUUUCAUCUUUUAAUGCCUUACUAUGUGGAUGUGAUGCAGAUGAAAGUUUUAGAAUUUUAAUACUACAUAAGAUUAUUACUGUAAUAUUUUGAUAACUUGUUUGAAACAUUCUGCAAUUAUUUGUGACAGUGAAUAUCAAAAUUGAAUGUAGAAAUAUUUCAAAAAGUAAAAACAAUUUAUGACAUACUGUAAAAUCUUAUAUUAUGGUGGGCGUCUUAUUUUUGUGAUUUUUUCAAAAUAAUUUU